Messenger RNA from Erinaceus europaeus (western European hedgehog), 457 nucleotides. RefSeq names its product oligosaccharyltransferase complex subunit 4, non-catalytic (gene OST4). Gene Ontology annotation, cellular component: oligosaccharyltransferase complex. Bases 88 to 201 code for a protein of 37 amino acids. The record is from RefSeq and is a predicted model, not a curated record. The transcript has 2 exons. Lineage: Eukaryota; Metazoa; Chordata; Mammalia; Eulipotyphla; Erinaceidae.
GGCAGGCUGCAGCUGUCCGGCGACGGCGGCUGACCCCGGCUGGGAGAAGGUGCGCGGCCGCGGCUCAGCCCCUGCUCUCCCCGCAGGAUGAUCACGGAUGUGCAGCUCGCCAUCUUCGCCAACAUGCUGGGCGUGUCGCUCUUCCUGCUCGUCGUGCUCUAUCACUACGUGGCGGUCAACAACCCCAAGAAGCAGGAGUGAGAGCGGCGCUUCCCCGCCCCAGGGUUCCAGGACAUAGUCUGAGGCAAGAUGGAGGGUGUGAGGGGCCCUCACACUUCACUUCAUCUCUUCUACCAAUCACAGCAAACAAAGCAACUACACCUGGAUUUUUCCAAACAACUUUUAUUUCCUCAAUGUCUUCCUUAAACCUAUGGAACAAGAAGCUGCCACUGAGUAGGGCCCACGAUAGGGGCUGCUUUCUUUUCUACUCCCCCCAAUAUAAAAAUAUAGAUAUAUA